AUGGCUGCUCUUCGUGGGGAUCCGGACAUAUUGCGGCACAUUUUCAAUUCCCUCCACAUGAAACCGUUCUCUCUCCGACCGCUGACGGUGGCCAUGCGCGUCAACAAGGCAUGGUGCCGCAUUGGCCAGGAUAUCCUGUACACUGUGGUCGAACUCAAUCUUGGGAUGAGUGCAGACAUGUCCCAACCUCGCCCUGUUAUUCGCCUUAUGAAGACUCUGGAUAACUCUCAGUCCUGUGCAACGGCCGUUCGCCACCUGGUUAUCAAGUCCGUCAGCCUCCACAGUAGCGAUUUGCAAGAUCUACUGUUGUCCAUAUUGAAGAAGACAACGGAGCUGUUGUCGCUCGACAUCGAUAUGAAGCCACUUGAUUCAGCACCACUCUUAUCAGAGUCUCUGUUGUCAUCAACGGACUUCCUUCCCCGACUUUCCGCUUUGAACACCAAUGACAGUCGCCUCGUCGGCAUUCUAUUACCCGGACGACCCGUUCGUGUCGUUCGUGUCGAAGAUUGGAUGACAUUUGAAGAAUACCGCCUGUUGUCGAGCAGAAUGACAUACGCCACUUCCUCAAUGGAGCAGCUGCAAUUGCAGUUGACCGUCGACAAUAGGGAAACAAUCACCCAGUUGUUUCUCACCCUCACGGAGACAUUUCCGUCGGUGUCAAUUCUGGGCAUUCAGAUGAAAUUUCCCCGGCCUCAAGAUGUUACGUGGCAGAGUCUUGGUGAUAUCCUCUCAGAACUAGGCCAUGCACUGUCUCGUUCGUAUUCUCUAAGUGCCUUCAGCCUUGCCGUUUCGCCGGACCCAUCUCCGCCCGCGGACAAUCAACCUGACGGGAGGCGUCGUGUCAUCGAUUUUGAAGGGAAAACAGAAGAGAUGGGGAAGGCUAUGGUUACGAAACACGGGUCCACCCUUCGUCGCGUCGAGCUACGAUGGCACGGUUGGACGAUUGACAGUAGUAACGCCUGGACACCGAUCAACCAGGAAAAACUGCUACGUCGCAGCUGGUCCUACGCAGAGACUCGGGAUCACGCUCGUCCGCCAUGCACAAUUCCCGAUCGCUGA
Messenger RNA from Sparassis crispa, 1059 nucleotides. RefSeq lists its product as hypothetical. The transcript is spliced from 3 exons. The record is from RefSeq and is a predicted model, not a curated record. The coding region runs from base 1 to 1059 and encodes 352 amino acids. NCBI's taxonomy places the organism in Eukaryota, Fungi, Basidiomycota, Agaricomycetes, Polyporales, Sparassidaceae.